Saprolegnia parasitica CBS 223.65 is the source of this 765-nucleotide messenger RNA. RefSeq lists its product as hypothetical. Lineage: Eukaryota; Oomycota; Saprolegniomycetes; Saprolegniales; Saprolegniaceae. The transcript is spliced from 2 exons. The record is from RefSeq and is a predicted model, not a curated record. The coding region runs from base 1 to 765 and encodes 254 amino acids. Gene Ontology annotation, cellular component: membrane.
AUGGCCCACACCCACAUCAUCACCGCGCUCCCCGACUGGGUCGAAGGCCACCGCGACAUCGGCGGCUUGGUCUGCGUCCUCGCACUCUGGAUCUCGGUGCUCGCGGGCGUGCCCUGCACGCUCCUCGAGACCUUUUCCGGCGUGUGCUUUGGCUUUGGCUACGCCAUCCUCAUCAACACGGCGGGCACGGUCCUCGGGUCAGCGCUCGCGUUUGGUGUCGCGCGAGCAUGCGGCGAGCGCCUCGGCGCCCACCUCAUGGCCAAGUACCCACUCGUCCUUGCGCUGCACCACCUUUUCGAGUCCCGCGAGACCAACUACCGCGUUUUGUUCUGCAUCCAGCUCGCGUACGUGCCGGUGACGCUCAAGUGCUACAGCCUCAGCGUCCUUGGCGUCCCCUUCGGGCCCUUCCUGGUCUCCAAUUUCGUGUGCGGCCUCCCGCUGGGUGUGUUCUGGGCCUACGUCGGCAGUGUCUCUGGCAACAUCAAAGACGUCCUGGCCGGCGAUGGCACACUGUCCACCGAUCACAUCGUUGUUCUGAUCGUAAGCCUUGUCGGUAGCGCCGUGGGUCUCGGGUUCAUCUGGUACUAUACGCGCAACGAGCUCCGGCGAAUGCAAGCGUCAGCCCACAGCAAGACCAAAGCAACCAUGGACGAGCCCUCUGUGUCACGCGCGUUGCCGCAGCACGUGGUGUUGAUGUCCAUGCCGCCGGGGCAGCCACCGCCUUUGUCUGCGUCGAGCCUCGACGCUCGCCACCACACGGUGUAA